UUUUUUUUCUCUGAUUCUCAGUUUUCUCAGUCAUUUUUCCUCCCCUUGAUUUUGCAGCAAAACUUUUUUUUAGGUUGUAACAUCCCGCCCCAACCUUAUUCUUUCGCGUGAAGAAAUAGGGAGAGCAACCUUACCCUCCCCGAUCUGAGACCAUUCCACACAUUGAAGGGCAGCCAGCAACAUAUGCUUUUUGUAAGAAUAAUUGAAAACAUCAACUAGACAGCACAGAAUUCUUUUGAAAGUCUGCCAGUUAUUUGAAGCAAAUUCAGCCAAGGAACAGAAUAAAACAUUCAAAACCUUAACCUUUCCAGUUGCCUUCUUAGGAUUUGGUCUCUAAUUUGAUUUUUACUUAUUCUGCUACAACCUUGAUUUCAUAAGUGGCUUUUUGUGUUUGACUAAAUCAGAUUUGAUUUUAUUUAGUGAGAACCUAAGUGCUAACAAAUAGACAUUCCACCAAAACAACCUGCUCUCUUUUCACAUUUGCCUCGAUUCUCUUCUACUCCUUAAACCAUCCAGUCAUAUUGUCCGAAAGAGGGUGCAGUUGAUUGCUAUCUUGCUUUCAGUAUGACGGCUGUCAAUGUGGCCUUAAUUCGCGAUACCAAGUGGCUGACAUUAGAAGUCUGUAGAGAAUUUCAGAGAGGAACUUGCUCUCGGGCUGACGCAGAGUGCAGGUUUGCCCAUCCGCCAAGAGUUUGCCAUGUGGAAAAUGGCCGUGUGGUGGCCUGUUUUGAUUCUCUAAAGGGUCGGUGCACUCGAGAGAACUGCAAGUACCUUCACCCACCUCCACACUUAAAAACGCAGCUGGAAAUUAAUGGGAGGAACAAUCUGAUUCAACAGAAGACUGCCGCAGCCAUGUUUGCCCAGCAGAUGCAGCUUAUGCUCCAAAAUGCUCAAAUGUCAUCUCUUACCAAUUUUCCUAUGAAUCCAUCACUUGCAGCUAAUCCUGCCAUGGCUUUCAGUCCUUACAUACCUCACCCUGGGAUGGGCCUGGUUCCUGCUGAGCUUUUACCAAAUGCACCAGUUCUGGUUUCUGGAAAUCCAUCCCUCGCAUUGCCAGGAAUUACUGCUCCCAAACCGAUUCGUACCGAUAAACUGGAGGUCUGCCGUGAAUUCCAGCGUGGAAACUGCACUCGUGGGGAGAGUGAUUGCCGCUAUGCUCAUCCUACAGACGUGUCCAUGAUUGAAGUGACUGACAACACUGUGACCGUCUGCAUGGAUUACAUUAAAGGCCGAUGCUCCCGGGAGAAAUGCAAGUACUUUCAUCCUCCUGCACACUUGCAGGCCAAGCUCAAGGCAGCUCAUCACCAGAUGAACCAUUCGGCUGGCACUGCCAUGGCUCUGCAGCCUGGUGCACUUCAACUGAUAUCAAAGAGAUCAGCCCUUGAAAAGACCAACAGUGCCACCCCGGUCUUUAAUCCCAGUGUUUUCCACUGCCAACAGGCUCUGGCUAACAUGCAGCUCCCACAGCCUACAUUCAUCCCUACAGGGCCAAUACUGUGCAUGGCACCCACUUCAACUUUUGUGCCCAUGAUGCACAGUGCCACACCUACUGCUGUGUCCGCAGCAACAACACCUGCUACCAGCGUUCCCUUCGUUCCAACAACUACAGGCAAUCAGUUGAAAUUCUGAGCAGCAGAGUUACGGAGUAUCAGAAUCUCUCCACGAGAACCUCCAUAUGGCCUUUCUAUAUAUAUUCUCAUAUGGCCUCUUCUACCAACACAACAAUAAGCCUGGUACAUUCAAUAUAUUAGUCAAAACAAACAUACCAGACAACAUAUUCAAGUAAAAACAAAGCAUUCGGAAUCAAUGGAAAUGUUAAAGCAAAUAGAAAUUCACUAUGAGUUACCUUAUAGAAAUAUUGACCUUAUAGGAAUUAUCAUGUAGAACAUAAAUCAUGCAAUUUUGUGAUUUAUCAGAUCCAUCUUAUAUGAAUUAUUAGACUGAACAUAACCAUAAAAUUUUGAGAUUUUUUUUCCAAUAACCAUUAUGCUAACUGAAUUUCCACAAUGUACUGUAGGCUUACUGUACAUUCUUGGUAGAUAAAUGUCUGUUUUUGAAGUGUUACUUUACUAUUUUGUUUACAGGAUAGACCAUUGGGUUGAUUUAGAAUGUACCAUAUCCAGUACCAUUUUCCUCAUUGUUGUAUUGUAUUGUAUUAGCUUGUGUUCUGUUUAGUUUUGACAUGCUAUAAUGUUUUCCUGUAUAUGUGUGGUGUUUGAUUUCAACUACAAUGUCAUUAGUGGGGAAAAGAAGUAUAUGUGCUUAACAAACAUGACAGGUUCAUGUUAACAUGCACUCUUUAAAAUGUUUCUGUAAGUUUCUUACAGCCUACAUACAUCUAAAAGGCCUCACUUUUGAAUGUGCACAAAACCUGCUCAGAAACAUGCAUGUUUAUUGUUUUAACUUGUAGUUCUGAUCUUGAAUAAUCAAUAAUGUUACUAAAUUUUUGCAAGAGAAAAGUAAUGACUUAUACAAGGUAGGGAACUUCUUAAAACAUAAUCUCUAAUCACUCCUCUUAAAUAACUUGAAAAACAGGUAUUCACUUUCUAAUGAAUUUCUCAGCCUUUAUGAAAUUAUGUAAAUUAUCCAUUCCAUUUGUGUGUGUGUGUGUGUCGCAGGAAUUCCUAUCUCCUAGGUUGAGUGUCUAAAAUUGAGCCAUUUGUUAUCCAUGUUCAGCUGAGGAACUGGUAGUUGGUAGCUAGCUUAAAGGUAUGCUAAUUGCAGGUUAUAAAGCAAGCAGAGAGAUAGGGGCAUAGAGAGAGUUUUUAUAUACUGGCAGAAAGUGUGUAAAACUAUUGCAAUGUAACCUUUUGCACAAGUGCCAUUUUCCAAAUGCAAAUUGCUUAUGCUCUUUAGAAUGGUUGAAUAAUAAGUAAGAUGCAGUCUAGCAAAAGUCAGUUAGGGUGAAAGAGAAUUGUUUCCAAAUGAGGCCUUUCCUCCCCAAAUGGGCAUACUUUCCUGUUGAUCACAGAGGGAGCCUGAGUACAGGUUUGGAGAAAUAGCAGGGGGUAAGGGGCAGGGAGUCAUUUAAAAUGACUGUUUGAUUUAUGCAAAGAACUAAGCAAGAUUCCCACAGUUGUCUUUCACUUCAUUUCAACUGUGUUUCCAAUUUGACUAAAUGCUUCUGUGAAGGAGCAAGCAUUCACAAUAUAUAGCAAGUGUUUCCCUGCCCAAACAUGAACCUGUAAAGUCUUUUAUCCCAUAACCAAACCUCCUUUUUGUUUGUUUGGAUUCAUUUACUUUAUAUGUGUUUUAAAAAUUAUAAUAGGUUUUUGGUUAGUAUAUGGGAUACCUAAUUCCAACAGAAGUGAUCUUAAUCACUGACCCUUAUGAAAUAAUAUUUUACUUGUGAAAUUAAUUGAUUCCUGUGGCCUAUAACAUCCCUCUCUCCACUCUGCUCAGUUAUUACUAUUAUUAUACAGUGGAGGAAAUGUGAUGUUUUACACCAACUUAAGUUGAUUUAAUAUUCUGUACUAAAUAUAUAUUCACUAAUUGAAAAGGAAAAAAUCAUCAAAUUAUAAAUAUAUGCAUAUAUGUAUAUAUAUAUAUAAAAACACACAAAUGUCAUUUUUUCUCAUUCAUCAAAUUUGCAAUCAAAGAAACUCAUUGGAACACCUUAAGCCAAGUGACAGGAUCACACUGCAGAGCAGUGGAGUUGGCAGACUUUUUCACAGUUGACAAAACCUACACAAGGCGGAAACCAAUUGUUCCUCCUUUUUGCAUCUUGAUUUGGAACAUUUGACAUUUGAGACUAUAUCAAACCACAUCAGAUCAACUCAGAAUAUCAGAGAACAAGAUUACCUCUGGUUGUUAGUAUCCUGUUAAGCUUUCAGUAUAAAUCCUGGUCAACUGUGACAUCUAACCUGUCUUGUUAAUAUUGUGCCACUAUCCUCUGCUAAGUGUUGGCCUGGAGUCAAAAAUCCAGUUGGCUUUUUAUCUGUGGGCUUUUUGGACCACUUAAUUUCUGAUUCUUAAAAUCUUGGCAUUGCUACCGAGGAAAGUAGAAUAUGCCUUUUUGAAAUGUCUUGUGUAUGGAACUGAGUUUUGCUAGUCAGUGCCUGUGUGUCUCCAGAAAGACAGAUCUGAUUACAUAUAUCCAGGAGCAAUGCGCCUGCGCUAGUCUGGAUGUCAUUCUUAAUGGAUAUGGCAGUGUUUUGUACAAAAUUAACCUGAUUUUGUAGUUUGACAUUUUGAUGCAGUGUACUGUCUCAUAAUCUUUUUUAACUUUUGGCUAAGAUAUACAUAGACCAUAAACCUAAAUCACAGCUGCCCCCAUGUUGCUCUAAGCACUGGAAGAUAUUAAAAUGACUUAUUUUUAGGAAGAGACACAGUGAGGGACAUUCAGGGUAGUUGUACUGUUUAGUGCCACGAUUGUCUAUAUUGUUGGCAUUCUAAAAGUUGCUAUAUAAAUGGAUUUAAAGAAAGCAAGCUCAAAGCCCUAAAGUUUUGAUCAAAUUCAACAGAGUUUUGAGGAAAAUGCAAGUUUGAAAUAGCACUCUUUAAACGAGUUGUGCAAUGACUUAUUCAGAUUAUCUUAUUGAAGAAGACAAGAUUGAGUGAUAAGUCAUUCGACUAUAAAUUUCCAUUUUAAGAGACAAGUCACAAAGUUAAUCAGUGACUCUAAACAAAAAUUUACUAGAUCAUUUGUAAAUAAAAAAAUUCUAAUCACUUGUGAUUCAUAGUGAGCAUUUUAUAAUCUUUGUAUUUUACAAUGGCCUCUAUUUUUAUUUAUCCAAAAUUACUUUUUAUCCAUUUUCUUAGCCAUUCGCAAACCUCUCAAGACUCCUAAAAUUUGGAUAAAGUGAGUCAUAUAUAUAGAAAAGCAGUCUAAAGUUAUCUUUUAAGAGGGUUUUAGUAGAUUCAAUUUUUACAAAUACCACUAUGUAACCAGAACAAGUAUAUUUUAAAUAGGGUUUAAAAUUAAAUUAAAAUAAAUGGAUUCAUAAAAUUGCUAUUUAAAUACAGCAUUUACUUUUGCGAUUGGAGCAUGAUUCUAUAACCAGCUGUUGCAUUUGAUUUCACUUUUCUAGAUUAAUCUUUAAUUUGUAGCUAAUCAUGAAAGCCAUCUUGUCCCUAUGCCAUCAAUCUUCAUCCAUUCUGGAACAUGCUAAAGCACUUUGAUCUUGCCAUGAGUGUUGUCCCACACCACUAGGCUGUGUCCACUAAUGGGAACCUUCAGCUCACUUCCUCUCCAGUUUGGGAAAAAGCCAAUUCUCCCUCUGCUGUCAGCAGGAACAAAUGAAAUUAGUCUUUUCAACUUGAAUUGGCAUUUAAUGGCAUGACCGAUAAUCAUAGUGAUGUCUGAAGACCAGACACCAUUUACAUUGCAUUUUAUAAAAUGAGCAAGAAAGCUCUUGUGCUAUUCGGAAUGUUAUUUACUAACCUCGCCCUUGGAGAGUGUUGAUGAGAAUGCACUUAGCUAGAACACAGCCCACAUUUUCUGAGAUCUUUUCAUCUGGAGGAUAGGCUGUGGUGCACAGACUGGUAAGAAACUGCAGUUACCAUUCAAUUUCUUUUCUUUUUUUUUUUUGUACAUUUCACUGAACACUGAAAUCAAAAUAAGUCAUUUCUUAGGGAAAUCUGAUUUCCUCAUUCUGAUUAAUAGAUUUAGUAUGAUCGUGGCCUCAUUUUACCAGUGCCUGUCAACGGUAAUAGAAAAAUCACAUCAAAAAGUGUGUAGCAUUUUUUGCAAGUUGAGUUGAUAGCCUAAUCAAACUGUAAAUAAAACUACAAAUACUGAUUCUGGGCACCAACUCAUUAACUGGUGCCAUGUUUCCAUUUUUUCUUAUUGCCACUUUUUAAGGUUUUUACUUUAUUACUUUUAUAUAUAAUUUUGAAGGACAGUUAGAGAAUGUUUAAGUUUUUAUUAAAUAUAUUCAGAACAUCUAGAUAGGUUGUAAACUGACACUCUAGCAAAAAAGAUAUAGACUUCAGCUCAUAAUACACUCGAUAACUCACAGUUUAAGAACAAAUUUAACUUUAUACGCAAACAAUAAUUGUCAACCAAUUAUAUUUAGUUGUUGCUUUGGCAACAGAACUACAACAUGGCUACCUUUAGAAGUGAAUGUGUGUGAAAGUGACAGUAUGAGCAAAUCACAUAUACAGCUCAAAACUCAGAAAACAUGACUUUUUGGAGCCCUAAGUUCCAUGUGAAAGUUGAAUUUGUGUCCUCUGGCGACUUUUUGGUUUACAACAUUGGAUUCUAAGAGUUAGGCUUUCUAGGUUAUAGAAUUUGUUGUGUGGAUAGGGCUAUUCCACAGUAUUUUGAGGUCAAAACACAACCAUUACAUAUGUGAAAUAUUACCUGAUGCUUUUUCAUAACUUUAUUCAAAAUGACCUAUUCAUGUGGUAUCUAUAUCUGCAAAAAAAUAUCCUGUUUUGGAAUUACAUUCACAAGUCUAUGUGAGGAUUGAAGCAUAGCUAAACAUUUUGAAAGGAAUUUAUAUUUAUGAAAUCAUGCAUAAGGAUACCAUGGCAUGCCCCCUAUCAGUGCUUAAAGAGACAUACGCUGCAGUUAUCUGAUUGUCUCAGUUAGGGUGCGAAUGUGUGAGACACACCUUUUUUGCACUUAUGUACAUAGUCCAUGAAAGCAAUCCUUGAAGCUUUUUUUUUUUAAAUAGAAGAAGUCUGUGAUGAUAGUGGAAACGUUAGUAAGAGCGAUUUCUGUGGCUUUGAAGGAAGAUAGGGUACUGUGUUGCUAUAAGACUUAACCAAAGCAAAGUAGCAACCGUUUGAAAGAUGUCUUUUGCCUGUUCAGUGUGUCCAGUAUAAGAAAACAUGCUCCUGGCACUACUGUAGACAUGGCUUUACUUGUUUUCUACCAGUUUAGAGGAGGCUGUCCUCUAACCUCCCUUUACCAGGUUACGACUUCAGCCUCCCCGUGUUUUGUUUGAACUAAGCAGAAGAGAAGAGAACCAGCCACCAAACACUCACCUAACCUUAUAGCUCAAAGAGAAUGUCCACUCCACACCUAGAGAUAGCCAUGGAAUUUUCUUGUGGCCCCCAGGCAAGGAAGCCUAGCAAAAGGUGGAAAUUGGGAAGAUGAAGGGAUGGAUCACCAUUGGUACUUUGAUUCCUUCCAUCCUUUGAGGUUUGUGGCUCUUGCCCUGAAAAAAAAAAAAAAGAGCUCAUCCCGGGGCUAGGGUAGUUGGUAAUGGGUUACUGCUACCCACUUACUAGCUCUCACAGAGAUGAAAAAUAGGCCUGCUACUACAGUUCAGUGGUAGAGCACUUGCCUAGAUGAAUGAGGUUCUGGGUCCCAUCCCCAGCACUGCAAAAGGAAAAGGAAAAGAAAGAGAGUGAAAGACAGAUCGAAUAAUAAACCAAAGCCAGAAAGCAAUCCAAGCCUUAUGGUUACCCAUUAGCUCAGGGCCAGUUGGCUAGAAAUUUCUUUUCUGUUCCCUCCACUUAUAAUCUCUUAGAGUCAGCAUGUGACAAACAGAUUUACAACCUAAGAAGCAUUUCCACUUAUAUAAAAUGUAAAUUUUCAUUCAUCUUAUAAUUAGGAAUGCCCAACCUAAUUAUACAUUUUAACCAAUAUUUUUAUGUUAUUAUUUCCUUAGGAAUCUGUAAGCCACAAAAAUAUUUUCAUAGGGUCAAUAGAGAUGAGAAUUUUGUGAAUAUAUGGUGCUGGGGAUGGAGCCCAGGGCCUUGUACAUGCUAGGCAAGUGUUUUACCACUUAGCUACGUCCCCAGCCCAGAUAAGAUAGUAAGUUAAGAAGAACUAAUUCUAAAAUAGUAGGAAAAGAGUAAGAAUGACCCUUGAAACAUCACAAAAGAUGCCCAAUGAAUUUAUGGCAUGAAAUGAAUGCCUUAUAGCCACAUGGUCACACUUUGAAGUUUAAGUGUAGUGCCUAUGUUUAAAUCAGUAAAACAAAUGAGAGAAUUAACUAUAACAAAUAUAUGUAACUGAAACAAAUAAAUAAAAACGAUCUCUGUUAGGAUUCAGUUUACCCAAUUAAUAAUUUCCAACCCAUCUACUUGUCUCAGAGAAAUUUUGUUUCUAUAGAACCCAUCCAGUUAUAGUAUAGCUAAAGUUAAAAAUGUAUUACUCUGAAAUAAGUUUCCACUCUUUGCAGACCUUGCAAAAGUCCUCACUAGUCACCUUCUACUUCAAGUUACUUUUGAAAUACCUCUGUAAUAACUAAAAGAAACCCAACUAGUAAGUGGGCUUUUUUCUCCCAAACAUACAAUCUUAACAUGUAUAUGUCAUCAAACUGCAUGGUUCAAAAGCUUUAUUUCUGUGUACAGAUGGUAUUUGUUAAUGAUGGAAACCAAAUUAUUUUGUUGCUAUGUUUUUUUGUGUCUAGCAGUUGAGGGAAUGAUAUGGUUCUCAUUUCAUUAGACUCUGGGGAUGCCCUUUUCAAGAUAAGUUUGCUUUCAUUAUUGAAGUUGUUGAUUUCAUUAUUGGAAAAUGAACCGUUUGCUCCCAUGCUCCCAAAUUACAAUGAUCUAAAUUAGGUCUUUUUUCCACAAGGGGUCUCACUAUGUUGCUCAAAGUAAUCCAGAACUCAUAGCCUUAAAAUCCUCCUACCUUACGCUCCCAAGUAGCUGGGUCUAAAGAUGUAUGCCACCAUGUCCAACUACAAAUUAGGACUUUUUAUUAGAAUAUGCUGUUUAUACAAACUAAUGCAUUUCUUUGUGACAUUUUCAUAAAUGUGCUUUGGUCAUAUCCCUCUAUUGUUCUAUCUUGCCCCCUUUCAUUGGUCUCCUUGCAUUUCCAAUUUACAUUCCUCAUAUUAGGGAAAGAAAGUGCGAUUUGUAUAACUGAUUCUGGCUUCUUUCUGUUAACAUGAUGAUGUAGGGCAUCUCAAAAUAUACUUUUUUAAAAAAGACAUAACUUCAUGCAUUCAUGUAACAGCAAUGUGGAAUGUAGAAAAUGGAAACAUUUGUCUUGGAGAGAAAAAAAUGGGUAUUUCAAAAUGCCUAUAAGAAAAUUAUUAGUCCCAUGAAACAAUUAUGGAUUUACAUGAUGAUCAAGAUAUAGAAAUACUACUUUCCCAUCUAAAUAUAGUAAUGCAUUCCCUCAACUGCAGAUGAUUUAACCUUUUUCAAGUUAUAGUGCUGUAGUGCCUGGUUGUGUUUAGAAGUCUGCAUUAUGUAACUCAUUUUAGUAUACUACUCUUAUGUUUAUUUUUUGUUCUUUUAAUAAAGUUUAGAAAUUCC
Messenger RNA from Jaculus jaculus (lesser Egyptian jerboa), 9165 nucleotides. RefSeq names its product muscleblind like splicing regulator 3 (gene Mbnl3). NCBI's taxonomy places the organism in Eukaryota, Metazoa, Chordata, Mammalia, Rodentia, Dipodidae. The coding region runs from base 565 to 1629 and encodes 354 amino acids. Gene Ontology annotation, molecular function: metal ion binding. The transcript is spliced from 8 exons. The record is from RefSeq and is a predicted model, not a curated record.